GUGGUGGGGCGAUUGGCAGAGACUGAGACUGGUUGACAAGAUAGGCAGUUCCAGGAAAGGGGCAGAAAAGUGUCAGAAAGUUAAUGCGGAAGACGGAGAGAGGGGCUUCAACUCAGCAAGCAGAAACUCUGCGCGCUCGAAGGCGGUCGCGGUGGUCGCGGAAGAAACGGCGCCUAGACGCUGGCUUCCCAUGGAAGCGACUGAGCUGGGCCCGGGGUUGGUGGAGCGUCUGGAGCAGCUGGCGACGUGCCCGCUAUGCGGAGGGCCCUUUGAGGACCCAGUGCUCCUGGCGUGUGAGCACAGCUUCUGCCGCGCGUGCCUGGCCCGCCGCUGGGGGACCCCGCCGAAGACCAGCACAGAGGCGUCCCCCACCGCUUGCCCCUGCUGCGGCCUGCCGUGCCCCCGCCGCAGCCUGAGGUCUAACGUGCGGCUGGCGGUGGAGGUGCGGAUCAGCCGCGGACUGCGAGAGAAGCUGGCUGAACCAGGGGCCCGCACUGGGAGACGCCGAGGGGGCCGCAUUCCUACCAUGGGCAGCCUGGACCCGCUAGGAGAGGAUAUGAAGAAGACAUGGAAAAGAUUGGAUGCCCCAACACCCAAGUCAUCAAAUUCAGAGGACGAUCUCUCUGAAGAUUACCCAGUGGUCAAAAAUAUGCUUCACAGACUGACAGCCGACCUAACCUUGGACCCUGGCACCGCACACCCCCGCCUGCUCAUCUCUGCCGACUGCCGCAGCGUCCGACUGGCCCCACCAGAGACACCUGUGCCCUCUGACAGCCCAGAUCGCUUCGAUCAGCUCCCAGCUGUGCUGGGCGCACAGGGCUUCCGGGCUGGCCGCCACUGCUGGGAGGUGGAGACUGUGGGUGCUGCCUCCUGCGGAGACUCUUCUGAGAAUGAGGACGACUGGGAGAGUCACUAUGCCUUGGGCGCGGCUGGAGAGUCCGUGCGACGAAAGGGCCGUGUAGGGCUGUGCCCCGCGGGCGCCGUGUGGGCCUUGGAGGGCCGCGGCGGCCGCUUGUGGGCACUCACGGCACCAGAACUCACCCCGCUGGGGGGCGCCGGGCCCCCACCACGGCGGAUUCGCGUGGACUUGGACUGGGAGCGAGGCCGAGUGGCUUUCUACGAUGGCCACUCGCUUGACCUGCUCUUCGCCUUCCAGGCGCCUGGUCCCCUGGGGGAGCGCGUCUUCCCGCUGCUCUGCAUCCGAGACCCCCGUGCCCGGCUGCGCAUCGUGCCAGCCGAAGGCUGAGAACAUUGCCUACAACUUCUUUCUCGUUUGGCUCACAGUGAGGCUGCUUCCUUUUGGUAUCGGAAAUCCCUACUCAUUCCAGGGAUCAUGUACAAGCCAGCAGCCAGAGCAUUGAUAAGUACACCCCACCCACCUACAUUGUCUCUUUCCUCCCAAAUAGGAAGACCGCAACUGGCCUCCAGUUUCCACAUCCACUCCCAAAGCCGAAUCCAUUCCGGCUCCUCCCUCUUGGGAGCUGCUCCCCAGCUACCCCAGAACCUCCUAACUGUUCCAGGUCUGAGUUGGAAAACAGGCUGUGCCCCACUGGAAUUGGCAAAUUGCCCAUGUAUACUACACAGAGUCCCUGCUAGUCAAAUAUUUACCUCCUACUCUGCUUCUCCUAGUCUCAAAGAAGGGUCCAGAGCCUUCCCCACAGGGCUUUUGGCCCUGUCCACUCUCAUGUUGCUGGAGAAACAAGGCCCUUCUCCUAAAAAACAAGAGGCCUGACUCUGGCCUGGGCCUUGGGGCUCUCUAAGAAAGUUAAUAUCAUUUUUGUUUUGGAGGAAUGAGGAUCCUACCCCACUGUGACUGCUUUUCAUGUUCACAGUCUUUUCCCAUUAAGAACUUUCUUUAAACUACCUGCUGCACAUACUCACAGUAAGGAACCAGUGGUGCUACCUUUUCUCAACCUGGGCCCAGGCACCCCAAAUUCAUCCUUGUGUAUAGUCUCACAUCUUUCCCCAUAUGUAUAAAUGGGCCCGUAUUUAACACGUUUUGUGAUGUUGGGUUAUUUAUUUUGUACAUCUGUGGCAAUAAAUGAGAUCUCCAAGGUGGUAUGGA
Pteropus alecto (black flying fox) is the source of this 2065-nucleotide messenger RNA. RefSeq names its product ring finger protein 39 (gene RNF39). The record is from RefSeq and is a predicted model, not a curated record. The transcript is spliced from 4 exons. NCBI's taxonomy places the organism in Eukaryota, Metazoa, Chordata, Mammalia, Chiroptera, Pteropodidae. Gene Ontology annotation, molecular function: protein binding. Bases 191 to 1246 code for a protein of 351 amino acids.